UAUUUGGCCAUUACAAGGCACCCUUUUUGUAAAAUUGAACCUAUAUCUAAGAGUCCCUUUAAAUUAACUGUACUAAAUUGAAAAUCUCUUUCUUCUGCUCUGACAUCAUGUCUAGAGGAAGUCUCCUAUCUGCUGCUUACAGAGCCCUCCUCCUUCAUCAUCUUCUUCUUCUUCUUCUUCUUCUUCUUGUUCCUUCCUCUUGUUCCCAAACAGUUUCCAAUAAUAUUACAGCUAAUAAAGCUCAUGAUAACUCUGAUUGUACCCGUUCUUGUGGAAAUAUUAACAUAAGCUCUCCAUUCCGAUUGAAAGGAGACUCUAAACACUGCGGCAACAAAAGCUUCGAGCUAUCUUGUGAGGCCAAGGGAAAUGGUACUACUCAUCAUGCAGUGCUAUACUUUUUAUCAGGAAAGUAUUAUGUACAAGCAAUCAAUUACAAUAACUUCACAAUCCGACUUGUGGAUGCUGGUGUUCACAAGAUCAAGGACAACUACUUCUCCCACCCACUCUACUCCUUCACCCCCUUCAACCUUUCUUAUUCUGAUUAUUACAGCCCCAUUUACAGUUAUGAUUACCCAACAGCAUCAUCAAUGUCUAUAAUCUUCCUGAGCUGUAAAAAUCCAAUGAAUUCUUCUGCUGUCAUUGUUGAAACAGCUCCAUGCAUCAAUGGGAUCAGCAGCUAUUCUUCUUUCCCCAAUUUAACAACGUAUUCUUAUUUCAUGGUUCUGCGUGGCUACGAGAAUGGCCUAUCCGAUUUGGGGGUGUCCUGCAAAAUAACACUAAUGGUUAUGGUGUCCCCUUCAACUGAGGAGCACAUGACGUCUUGCAAAGGAAUAUAUAAUGAAAUAGCGCAUGGCUUUCAACUCUCAUGGUUUCGUCAUGCAUGUGUAGGAAAGUGCAGACCAGAGGAAUAUUGCGAGCUGAACAGCAACGGCACUGGAAUUCAAUGCUCACCAGGACCAGUACCAGACCCAGAAGAAGUAGAAGUACAAUAUUGGUACGACAAGAUCAUGAUGUCCAUAAUCAAUAAAAUAGGCGAGUGGAUCCCUCAACUCUGUAAAUUUACUUCUGUUGCAGGACCCCGGCUUGAGAAAAUAUAUGAGCUCUUCGGCUUUGAACGGCGUUUCCCUAUGUAUGAUUACAGCUUAUACCUUGGCCAGCUUCUGGGAUGUGCAGUCGCUUUCCUAGCAAUAUACCUGGCAGCCAAAUUUUCAUUGGGUUUUCCCUUUGUAACUGCACUGCUAAUAUAUAAAUGGCGAAGGAGGCACUUGUCAAUGUAUGAGAAUAUAGAAGACUUUCUACGGAGUAAUAAUAAUCUCAUGCCAAUAAGGUACUCUUACUCGGACAUAAAAAAGAUGGCCAGAGGUUUCAAGGACAAAUUGGGGGAAGGAGGCUAUGGCUCUGUAUACAAGGCAAAGCUCCGCAGCGGUCGCCUUGUAGCCAUCAAGAUGUUAGGCAGGUCCAAAAUUAAUAAUGGCCAAGACUUUAUCAAUGAGGUUGCUACCAUUGGAAGGAUUCGCCAUGUUAACGUGGUGCGACUUAUUGGCUUCUGUGUUGAAGGUUCAAAACGUGCUCUUGUAUAUGAUUUCAUGCCUAAUGGGUCUCUUGAGAAAUACAUUUUUUCUCAACAAGGAGUUGUCUCCUUAAGUUGCCAUAAAAUAUUUGAAAUCGCACUUGGAAUAGCUCGUGGUAUUGAAUAUCUCCAUCGAGGUUGCAACAUGCAAAUUUUGCACUUUGACAUCAAGCCUCACAACAUUCUUCUAGACGAGAAUUUUACUCCCAAGGUCUCUGAUUUUGGAUUAGCAAAGCUAUACCCAUUGGAUAAUAGCAUUGUAUCUUUGACUGCAGCAAGAGGAACCAUGGGAUACAUUGCUCCAGAAUUGUUCUACAAAAACAUUGGAGGUAUUUCGUACAAAGCCGAUGUGUAUAGUUUCGGAAUGCUAUUGAUGGAAAUGGCUGGUAGAAGGAAAAACUUGAAUGCGGGUAUAGAACAAUCAAGCCAAUUUAGCCAAAUCUACUUUCCGACAUGGGUUUCUGAUCAGUUGAAGGCAGGAAAGGACAUAGAAAUAGGAGCUGAUGCAACAGAUGAGGAAAAGAAGAUCAUAAAGAAGAUGAUGAUGGUGGCUUUAUGGUGCAUACAAAUGAAGCCUAUCGAACGCCCUUCAAUGAAUAAAGUAGUGGAGAUGCUUGAAGGAGAAAUUGAGAGCCUCCAAAUGCCUCCAAGGCCUUUCUUAUACCCACAACAAAUUCCUGCAGAUGAAGUUGGUGUGGACAAUCUAAGUCCCUGUGCAUCAAGUGCUUCGGAAUCUGAAGAGAUUACUUUGAUUGCGGAUGCAGAUGAAGUGAAUUAAUAUUGGUCACGAUGUGGAUCUAUGUAAGGGAAAGUUAGUAUUUGAUCAUAGCACAAAUAUGUUUACAUGUUGUAAAUUGAUUUAAGCAAAUAAUCAGCCUCUGCCUUUGGUUAUUGUAUGAGAAAGUGCCUGCCAGAAAUGCAAUGACUUGAACUUUGAUGACAAUUAGGUUUACACAAAUGAAUUGCCCAAGAGAAACAA
Prunus avium (sweet cherry) is the source of this 2549-nucleotide messenger RNA. The record is from RefSeq and is a predicted model, not a curated record. NCBI's taxonomy places the organism in Eukaryota, Viridiplantae, Streptophyta, Magnoliopsida, Rosales, Rosaceae.